AUGGCACUCAACAAGGAGUACACAUACGCGGAGCUGGAGAAGGAGCCGUACUGGCCGUUUGAGAAGCUGAGGAUCUCCAUCACUGGUGCUGGCGGGUUCAUUGCCUCCCACAUCGCGCGCCGCCUCAAGAGUGAGGGCCAUUACAUCAUCGCCUCUGACUGGAAGAAGAAUGAGCACAUGUCCGAGGACAUGUUCUGCCACGAGUUCCACCUCGUGGACCUGAGGGUGAUGGACAACUGCCUCAAGGUCACCACGGGGGUUGACCAUGUGUUCAACCUCGCGGCUGAUAUGGGUGGGAUGGGCUUCAUCCAGUCCAACCACUCUGUGAUCAUGUACAACAACACCAUGAUCAGCUUUAACAUGCUUGAGGCUGCUAGAAUUAACGGUGUCAAGAGGUUCUUUUAUGCAUCAAGUGCCUGCAUCUACCCUGAAUUUAAGCAGUUGGAAACUGUAGUUAGCUUAAAGGAGUCAGAUGCUUGGCCUGCUGAGCCUCAAGAUGCCUAUGGCUUGGAAAAACUUGCUACUGAGGAACUGUGCAAGCACUAUACAAAGGAUUUUGGCAUUGAGUGCCGGGUCGGUCGCUUUCACAACAUAUAUGGUCCCUUUGGAACAUGGAAAGGUGGAAGGGAGAAGGCGCCUGCUGCUUUCUGCAGGAAGGCUUUAACCUCCACUGGGCGCUUUGAGAUGUGGGGCGAUGGCCUGCAAACCAGAUCCUUCACAUUUAUUGAUGAAUGUGUUGAAGGUGUCCUUAGGUUAACAAAGUCUGAUUUCCGUGAGCCUGUAAACAUUGGAAGUGACGAAAUGGUCAGCAUGAACGAGAUGGCUGAAAUAGUCCUGAGCUUUGAGAACAAGCAGCUGCCCAUCCACCACAUUCCCGGGCCGGAGGGUGUGCGUGGGCGCAACUCAGACAACACACUCAUUAAGGAGAAGCUUGGCUGGGCUCCGACUAUGAGGCUGAAGGACGGGCUGAGGAUCACUUACUUCUGGAUCAAGGAGCAGCUUGAGAAGGAGAAGGCGGAGGGCAUGGAUCUGUCAGUCUACGGAUCAUCCAAGGUCGUGCAGACACAGGCCCCGGUUCAGCUCGGCUCCCUCCGCGCCGCAGAUGGCAAGGAGUGA
This is a messenger RNA of Miscanthus lutarioriparius, 1116 nucleotides long. Lineage: Eukaryota; Viridiplantae; Streptophyta; Magnoliopsida; Poales; Poaceae. The record is from the annotation of a GenBank genome assembly.